AUGGACCCCUCCACAACCCAACACCCCCGCAAACCACCCCACCCCCCACCCCUCUUCACCACAACACCAACAAAAAUCAUCACCACCAUCAACAACCUCGUCGCCACCUACCAACAAGCCCAAGCCCAAAUCACAUCCGCCGUCUCCACCCCGGACGCAACCUACGCAAACGUCCUCCUCCCCCUCGCCCAGGCCGAAAACGCCCUCUACUCUCAAUCCGCCCUCCUCCUCUUCCACAACGCCGUCGCCCCGUCCCCAGAAACCCGCCAGGCCUCCGCCCAGGCCCGCGCCACCCUCCGCGACGUGGAGCUCGCGUCCGCCACGAACGAGGCCCUCUUCGCCCUCGUCGACGCCGUCUACGACGAUGCCGCCGAGACGCGCUACCUGAACCCGGAAGCCAAAAACUUUUUGACAAAAAAACACAAGGAAUUCGUCAACAACGGGCUCCGGAUCCCCCCCGGCCCGGACCGCGAUCGCUUCCGCGCCAUCCGCGCCGAGAUUGAGACGCUCACGUCCGAGUUUGCCAAGAACCUCGCCGAAGCCGACGUCUCGCUCUGGUUCACGCCCCGCGAACUCGAGGGCUUCCCACCAGACGCCCUCGCCCGCCUCGAAGCCGGGGACGAAGCCGGAGACGAAGCCGGGGACGGCGGAGAAAACGCAGGCAAACUCCGCAUCAGAAUCCCCCUCCACCUCGCCCAACUCCUCCGCACCGCCCACCGCCCCAACACGCGCCGCCGCGCCCGCCGCGCCUACGACACCCGCUGCCCCGAAAACGUCCCCCUCUUUCGGCGCGUCAUCCGCCUCCGCCACGAGGCGGCCCGCCUCCUCGGCUACCCGGACCACGCCAGCCUCAGCACCGAGGACAAAAUGGCCGGCACCCCAGCGCGCGUCGACGCAUUCCUCUCCUCGCUGCGCGCGAAACUCGUCGAGGGCGGGCGCGUGGAAAAGGAUCGCCUUCUCCUGCUCAAGCGGCGGGACGUGGAGGAGGAGAGGGGUGAGAUUUAUGACGGCAAGUUAUAUGUCUGGGAUACCCCGUACUACAACAAUGUGGUGCUGCGGGACGGGUACGCAGUCAAUCACGAAAAGGUGGCAGAGUAUUUCCCGCUGGGGCCGACGGUGGAGGGCAUGCUGGGCAUCUUUGCGCGGUUGUUUGGGAUGGACUUUUGCGCGAUUGACAGCAAGGAGGAGCGGGACGCGUUGUCGGUGACGGGUAACGGCGACGAUGUCGUCUGGCAUGAAAACGUACAACUAUUUUCCGUCUGGGAUUCUGCUGGUGAAGGCGGCGGGUUCCUCGGGUACCUCUACCUCGAUCUCUACCAGCGUGACGGGAAAUACGGGAACCCUGCCAACUUCAGUCUCGUCCCCGGCUUCAUAAACCCAGACGGCACCCGUACAUACCCUUCCACAGCCCUCAUCUGCGCCUUUUCCCCUCCCCCAUCCCCAGCAUCUCCGACUCUACUAGGACACGCCGACGUGACAACCCUCUUCCACGAACUAGGCCACGCAAUCCACGACCUCGUCUCCCGCACCCUCUUCGCGCGCUUCCACGGGCCCAUGGGCACCGUCGUCGAUUUCGGCGAAGCCCCCAGCCAGAUGCUCGAGAACUGGUGCUGGGCGCCGGAGCAGCUGAAGGGUCUGGGCCGGCACUACUCCUAUCUCUCGGAGGACUGUCUAAAAGCCUGGCGUGAUAACCAGCAGCAGCAGGAGCAGCAACAGCAGCCGCCGGAACGGAUCCCUGAUUCCGUCGUCGAGGGCCUCGUCAACGCGAAACGCAUCGGCCAUGCGCUGAGUACACUGCAGCAGCUCUUUAUCAGCAUAUUUGACAUGGCGGUGCACCAGCUGACCGGGACCGUCAACACCAACCCGCCGCAAGAGGGAGCUGCCGCCUCCGCCGUCGCCGGGGAGGGGGAGACCGCCGUCGACUUCACGGAGCUCUGGAACAGACUCCGACGGGAAAUUGUCCCGACCGAUGACCCCCCCUUCCUGCCAGGUGACGACGUCAACUGGGCCCACGGGUACACCAACAUCGGACACUUGAUGGACGAGUACGAUGCCGGGUAUUACGGCUACUUUUUCUCAAAAGUCUACGCACAAGACAUCUUCUCGACAGUUUUUGAAGCAGACCCCAUGAGCGCGGAAGCAGGCCGCAAGUACCGGUACGGCGUCCUGGAGAAGGGGGGCGGGCAGCCCGAGAUGAAGACCCUGUUGGACUUUCUUGGUCGCGAAGUCUGCAUGGAGCCUUUCUAUGAUGAAUUAGGGCUAUCUUGGUAA
Messenger RNA from Colletotrichum orchidophilum, 2271 nucleotides. RefSeq names its product metallopeptidase MepB. The record is from RefSeq and is a predicted model, not a curated record. The transcript is spliced from 3 exons. NCBI's taxonomy places the organism in Eukaryota, Fungi, Ascomycota, Sordariomycetes, Glomerellales, Glomerellaceae. Gene Ontology annotation, cellular component: mitochondrial intermembrane space. Gene Ontology annotation, biological process: peptide metabolic process; proteolysis. Gene Ontology annotation, molecular function: metalloendopeptidase activity. The coding region runs from base 1 to 2271 and encodes 756 amino acids.